GUUUGGAAUAUUGACUGACACGACGACAGUCUGACAGGUUUGUGUUUCGGUCUUAGAUUUCUGUUCUUUCGUUCAAGUUUUGUCAGUGACGCGAUAUCAUUAGUUUAGCAUACAAUGACAGUCUCAUUUCUCUAGAAAUGAUUCUCAGCAGUAAGAAAAAUACAGUUCGAAGGAAAAGCCACUUGUAUCGGUUGCCGGUGUUUGAUCGAGAUGGACGUGCGGGUGUAGCAUAUGACUCAGGCUCAAGGUGUUGGAGCAGCAUGGCGUACUUGGGAUUAGGGUUUGUGUUUCUGGUGAUUGCGCCCUACCUUGUCUACAGCCAGGCCAGUGGUGUCGCAGACGAACAGACCGCCUCCCAUCAAGUCAAUCAGUGGACAGACUUCUGGCUGUUCCGCCUUGGGGUCAAUGUCCUGGGAUAUGCAACCAUCUUUGUCCCAGGAGCUCUCCUUAUCAACUAUUUGCGGAAGAGCAAGUACAAUGAAACAGCAGGGCCUGGCUGCUUGUCCAACUUCGCUGUAUUAUGUGUGUUUGGGAAGGAGCAUGAGAAGGCCAGUUUGGAGGAAGGCCAACCAUCUCAGGACAAGUCCGACUCUGGUAGCUCAUCACCAAGUUCUCAGGGUGUGAAGCUGCUGUUUUGCUUUGCUGGACUCCAGUUUUCCUACCUGACAUGGGGCUUGCUGCAAGAGCGCAUCAUGACCUUCCAGUACGGCAAGACUGAAACCGUGGAAGGAGAGUACUUCAAGAAUUCAACAUUUCUCGUGUUUGUCAACAGAAUUUUAGCCUUCAUGAUUGCAAUUCUGGUGAUAUUCUUUAAGAAGCAGCCUCCUCAUACAGCCCCUCUGUACAAAUACUCCUACAGCUCGUUCUCCAACAUCAUGAGCAGCUGGUUCCAGUAUGAGGCUCUCAAGUAUGUCAGCUUCCCCACACAGGUCCUAGCAAAGGCAUCCAAGGUCAUACCAGUGAUGCUGAUGGGGAAGGUUGUACAGAAGAAAACAUUUGAGUACCACGAAUACUUCACAGCGGGUUUGAUCUCAGUGGGCGUCAGCAUGUUCCUUCUCACUAGUGGAGAUGCCACACGAGACAAAGGAACAGUGACAACCUUCUCAGGCAUUAUCCUACUGGUCGGUUAUAUGCUGUUUGAUAGUUUCACCUCCAACUGGCAGGGGGCGCUGUUCACCCAACACAAGAUGUCCUCCAUACAGAUGAUGGCUGGUGUGAAUAUGUUCUCCUGUCUCCUAACAACUGUGGCUCUGAUUGAACAAGGAGGGUUCCUGGAGUCCUCGAGCUUCAUGAUCCGCCAUCCUGACUUUAUAUUCCACUCAGUUGUCCUCAGCAUCUGCUCAGCUUGUGGACAGCUCUUCAUCUUCUACACCAUCGCUAGCUUUGGUGCUGUGACAUUUGUGAUCAUCAUGACAGUGCGUCAAGGCUUGGCUAUCCUACUCUCUUGCAUGAUCUAUGGCCACCCUGUCACAAUUUUAGGAGCAUUUGGUAUUGGUACAGUUUUCGUGGCUCUAUUCCUACGUAUUUAUGCAAACAAGAGAAAGCGGGAUAUGAAAAAAGCACAGGCUUCUCAAUCACAACAGUCAGGAGCUGUCACAAAAGUAUGAUGCAGAUGAUGACUGUCACAGGAGGAAUCCAAUAAUACUGAAGCCUGUGUCAGGACAAUGUUGGGAUGUGUGUAUGCCCGAAGUUAUACUGGGCAGGGUGCAUGUGUCUGGGAGGUAAGAAUAUCAUGUGGGAAUCUGUAUUGGAGUAUAAUCUUUGUUGAAACCCUGUACAAUACUUUGCCUACUGGGUUAAGGAUCAAAGCUUAAUUUAUUUCCUUUAACCUUAUGGACAAGAAUACUCAGGACAUGAGGUGGUGGUGCUUGUAGUAGGUGAACUCAAGUUAAGCUUAUCUACAUGAUCUGUCUCUUCUCACAACCAUUUUAACUGCUGCACUAGUCAU
Molecule: messenger RNA, 1948 nt
Organism: Haliotis rubra (blacklip abalone)
Lineage: Eukaryota; Metazoa; Mollusca; Gastropoda; Lepetellida; Haliotidae
Product: adenosine 3'-phospho 5'-phosphosulfate transporter 1-like
Biological process (GO): transmembrane transport
Cellular component (GO): Golgi membrane; endoplasmic reticulum membrane
Molecular function (GO): 3'-phosphoadenosine 5'-phosphosulfate transmembrane transporter activity
Source: RefSeq, a predicted model, not a curated record